AUGCAACGCUGCAAAGCUCUACCAUUUCACUCACUUUGUGUAUAAACUUUUGAAAGUCGAAAUACCGCUCGACCUGCUACAGUUUGUGGCAAUUUCAAGACUACCACUAGUCAUUAGAGUUACGUGCGAUGGUUUAGUACUAAUCAUUUAAUUACUGCCUGGUCAAGCUGACAGUGAUUGCGGACAUAAGUUAGUUUUGGAGGGAGUUGAAGCGUUAAAAUGGCGAUGAGCCUUUGGUUGAUUCGUCGGUGAACACGGCAUACUACACACAAUACCGGUGAAUAAUCUGGCGUCGGGUACGCGCUUCAAGUAUUUUAUUGAAUAAAUAAAGCAAGAAAUUGACCUCAGCGACGAAAAAUGUCCAAGCCGGAGACGGAAAAUGCCGACGCUGUCGAAACGGGGGAGAAUUCAAACGGAUCGUCAGCAGAAACAACAUCUUCUAGGGGUGGCGAUUUCGAAACCAAACUGGAGACCGACAGGAGCAAGAGGUUUGAUUACCUACUAAAACAGACCGAAAUUUUUUCUCAUUUUAUGACGAAUAAUCAGAAAGACAAAAGUGUCAGUCCUCUUAAAGUUAAAGCUGGGAGACCUAGGAAGCAGCCCGAGAUUCCUGUCAAAGGUGACACGUCGGCUGAUCUCAGACAUCGAAAAACUGAGCAAGAAGAAGAUGAAGAGCUCCUUGCUGAGAGCAAUGUCAGUGUUGCGCCAACGACUCGUUUCGAGUCAUCCCCCCAUUAUAUAAAAUCAGGAGAGCUGAGGGACUACCAGAUUCGUGGUCUUAACUGGAUGAUUUCGCUCUAUGAGAAUGGAAUCAACGGUAUACUGGCAGAUGAAAUGGGUCUUGGAAAAACCCUUCAGACGAUUUCAUUGCUAGGAUACAUGAAGCAUUUCCGCAGCAUUCCAGGACCUCACAUUGUAAUUGUCCCAAAGUCAACGCUAGCCAACUGGAUGAAUGAAUUUAAGAAAUGGUGUCCCUCGCUGAGAGCUGUUUGUCUGAUUGGAGACGCUGAGACAAGGAACACGUUCAUCAGAGACGUAAUGAUGCCAGGGGAGUGGGAUGUCUGCGUAACGUCUUAUGAAAUGGUAAUAAAGGAGAAAUCAGUAUUCAAAAAGUUUAACUGGAGGUAUAUGGUAAUCGAUGAGGCUCAUAGGAUAAAAAAUGAGAAAUCAAAGUUAUCAGAAAUUUUGCGCGAGUUUAAGACUGCCAAUAGACUUUUACUCACCGGCACACCGUUACAAAAUAAUCUUCACGAGCUAUGGUCACUCUUAAACUUCUUAUUACCAGACGUGUUCAACAGCUCAGACGACUUUGACUCCUGGUUCAACACCAACAGUUUUCUUGGAGAUAAUUCUUUGGUUGAAAGGCUGCAUGCUGUCUUAAGACCAUUCCUUCUUAGACGCCUCAAGGCUGAAGUAGAGAAGGGACUUAAGCCUAAAAAAGAAAUCAAAGUUUACAUUGGACUGAGUAAAAUGCAGAGGGAAUGGUAUACCAAAGUGCUAAUGAAGGAUAUCGACAUUGUAAAUGGUGCUGGAAAAAUUGAAAAAAUGAGAUUACAAAACAUUCUUAUGCAGCUACGAAAGUGCUGCAAUCAUCCAUAUUUGUUUGACGGAGCUGAGCCGGGCCCUCCGUAUACCACUGACGAACAUUUAGUUUAUAAUUGUGGAAAGAUGGUGAUCCUUGAUAAACUACUGCCAAAAUUAAAGCAACAAGACUCGAGGAUAUUGAUAUUUAGUCAAAUGACUAGGAUGCUUGAUAUUCUUGAAGAUUAUUGCCAUUGGAGAAGUUUUCAAUAUUGCCGAUUGGAUGGUAACACGGCUCAUGAAGAUCGACAGCGGCAAAUAAAUGAAUAUAAUGCUCCCGGGAGCGAAAAGUUCAUUUUCAUGUUAUCCACAAGAGCAGGAGGUCUUGGUAUUAAUUUAGCUACAGCUGACGUAGUUAUUAUUUAUGAUUCUGAUUGGAAUCCUCAAAUGGAUCUGCAAGCUAUGGAUAGAGCACAUCGAAUCGGCCAACAGAAACAAGUGCGAGUGUUCAGGUUCAUAACUGAGAAUACAGUAGAGGAAAAGAUUGUCGAACGUGCCGAGGUCAAGUUGCGCUUGGAUAAACUUGUUAUUCAGCAGGGCAGACUAGUAGAUGCGAAACAAACAGCUUUGAACAAGGAUGAGAUGCUCAACAUGAUUAGACAUGGCGCUAAUGAAGUAUUUGCUUCGAAAGACAGUGCCAUAACGGAUGAAGAUAUUGAUACGAUACUUCAGAAAGGAGAAGCUAAAACAGAGGAAAUGAAACAGAAGUUGGAAAAUUUGGGUGAAUCAUCCUUGAGAAAUUUUACAGUCGAUGCACCGACCGAUUCAGUCUACCAAUUUGAAGGUGAGGAUUAUAGGGAGAAGCAGAAAAUAUUAGGUAUAGGCAACUGGAUUGAGCCGCCUAAACGCGAGAGAAAGGCAAAUUAUGCAGUCGAUGCUUACUUCAGAGAAGCGCUAAGAGUCUCAGAGCCAAAAGCUCCAAAGGCACCAAGACCUCCGAAACAACCAAUUGUUCAAGAUUUCCAAUUUUUUCCGCCACGAUUGUUUGAGCUACUCGAUCAAGAAAUAUAUUAUUUCAGACAAACAGUUGGGUACAAAGUACCAAAAAACCCUGAACUUGGAUCUGACGCAGGAAGGAUUCAAAAGGAAGAGCAGCGAAAAAUUGACGAAGCUCAGCCACUUACAGACGAGGAAUUGACAGAGAAAGAAAAACUGCUUACUCAGGGAUUCACAAACUGGACGAAGAGGGAUUUCAACCAAUUCAUAAAGGCUAAUGAAAAAUAUGGUCGAGAUGACAUUGAGAAUAUUGCCAAAGAUGUCGAAGGAAAAUCUCCUGAAGAAGUAAUGGAGUAUUCUGCUGUCUUUUGGGAACGUUGCCACGAACUUCAAGACAUUGACAGAGUAAUGGCUCAGAUAGAGCGAGGAGAAGCAAAAAUUCAGAGACGUGCCGGUAUAAAGAAAGCUCUGGAUGCAAAAAUGGCCAGAUAUAGAGCACCAUUCCAUCAGCUAAGAAUAGCCUAUGGAACAAACAAGGGAAAAAAUUAUACCGAAGAAGAGGACAGAUUCCUUGUAUGCAUGUUGCAUAAACUUGGAUUUGAUAAAGAAAAUGUAUACGAAGAACUCAGAGCAACCGUAAGAUCUGCACCACAAUUUCGCUUCGAUUGGUUUGUCAAGUCAAGAACAGCUCUAGAACUCCAACGAAGGUGUAACACUUUGAUAACGCUAAUUGAACGUGAAAAUCUAGAGCUUGAAGAAAGAGAGAGACAAGAGAGACGAAAGAAGGGUGGAAGUAUUGGAUCAAAACCAGCGUCCAAACGGAAGCAAGAGAAUCUUCCAGCACCUCAAGAUAAACCUAGGAAGAAGAAGAAGUAAAUGUACUUUUCAUGAACUAUGCAACACAAUUUCAGUUUAUCUAAAUUUUAAUAAUUUCCAAUAUCACUUUAAGUUUAUUACAGUGGCUGAACCCACGUCGGAUACAGGCUGUUCAUGUUAAAAUAAUUCAAUAUUAUGAUCUUUAUCAAACUGGUCAUCUAUUAUCAAACCACUGUAAACAUAAAUUAAAAAAAUUUUAAUUUUUUAACUGCACGUUAAUUAAAUCUUAUAAAAUAACUUCUAUUAAUUGUGUCGUUAUGUGAAGUGAGGGGCACCAAUUAUACAAAUUCAAUACAUUCUUCUAGACAACCUAUUAACUCGUCACAAAUAACUUGUUUGCCUGUAAAAAGAAGCGAUAAACAGCAUUUUUCAUUUAAAUGAAGAACACCUUCUUUCCGUGAAGUCUUACGUAAUGUUUAGAAGUAACGUCUUUUCUAAUUAGAACAGUACAUUGUCACACACAUUUGGAACCAUAGUUAUUUAUGAAAUAUACAUGUAAAACAAAGAAAUGCUCUAAUUGUUAACGCUGAAAGAUUUAAUUAAACAUCAAUCAUAUUUACAACAUUGUCAAAUGCAGUGUUCUGUGUACUCUCACUUAGAAUUAAUUUACUUGGUAAAACUUGGGGAGUUGAUUCACGAUUGAUUGGUACGAAGAAUUUUGUUUACUAUCACGUUUAUUGGAUUUAAGAAUUCUUAUCGAGGAGCAGAGUAAAUAAAAAGUAUGAAAUAAGAUA
Neodiprion virginianus is the source of this 4127-nucleotide messenger RNA. It is a transcript of the gene Iswi, whose product is annotated as chromatin-remodeling complex ATPase chain Iswi-like. Gene Ontology annotation, biological process: nucleosome organization; regulation of transcription by RNA polymerase II. Bases 358 to 3393 code for a protein of 1011 amino acids. NCBI's taxonomy places the organism in Eukaryota, Metazoa, Arthropoda, Insecta, Hymenoptera, Diprionidae. The record is from RefSeq and is a predicted model, not a curated record. The transcript has a single exon. Gene Ontology annotation, molecular function: ATP-dependent chromatin remodeler activity; ATP binding; nucleosome binding. Gene Ontology annotation, cellular component: chromatin; nucleus.